Acromyrmex echinatior (Panamanian leafcutter ant) is the source of this 6366-nucleotide messenger RNA. It is a transcript of the gene Galphao, whose product is annotated as G protein alpha o subunit. NCBI's taxonomy places the organism in Eukaryota, Metazoa, Arthropoda, Insecta, Hymenoptera, Formicidae. The record is from RefSeq and is a predicted model, not a curated record. Gene Ontology annotation, molecular function: G protein-coupled receptor binding; GTP binding; GTPase activity. Gene Ontology annotation, cellular component: cytoplasm; heterotrimeric G-protein complex. Gene Ontology annotation, biological process: adenylate cyclase-modulating G protein-coupled receptor signaling pathway.
AUGGCGGAAUUAGACAAGUUAGAGGAUCACUCGGUGCCGGUUGCUGCCAGUAAGGUUGCCAUCGGUGACUACGAAGACGAAGACGACGAAGACGAGGACGAGGAGGAGGACGGCGGUGGUGGUGGCGGAGGAGGAGGAGGAGGCGGCGGCGGAGGAGACGGUGAAACCGGUGAAGGAGGCAGUGCCAGUGACGAUAGUGGUGUUAGUGGUAUCAGUGGCGAAAGUGUUUACGGUGGUUGUGGUGGUGGUGGUGGUAUCGGCUGCUGUGCCGCUCUGGCUCGCAGCAAGCAGAUCGAGAAGAAUCUCAAGGAGGAUGGUAUCCAGGCGGCUAAGGACAUUAAACUCCUGCUGCUUGGAGCGGGCGAGUCCGGCAAGAGUACGAUCGUGAAACAAAUGAAAAUUAUCCACGAGAGCGGCUUCACGCCGGAAGACUUCAAGCAGUACAGACCAGUCGUAUACAGUAACACGAUACAAUCUCUAAUCGCUAUUCUCAGAGCAAUGCCUAAUCUGGGCAUCAGCUUUUCAACCAACGAGCGAGAGACGGACGCAAAAAUGGUAUUCGACGUAAUACAAAGAAUGGAAGAUACGGAACCUUUUAGCGAAGAAUUACUGGCGGCUAUGAAGAGGCUGUGGUACGACAAUGGAGUGCAGGAGUGCUUUGGUAGGAGCAAUGAGUAUCAGUUGAACGACUCCGCGAAAUACUUCUUGGAUGAUUUGGACCGAUUAGGAACGAGGGAUUACCAGCCAACGGAACAGGAUAUUCUCAGGACUCGAGUAAAAACGACAGGAAUCGUGGAGGUCCAUUUCUCAUUCAAAAACCUCAACUUCAAAUUAUUUGAUGUAGGUGGUCAGAGGAGUGAGCGUAAGAAAUGGAUACAUUGCUUCGAGGAUGUAACUGCAAUCAUUUUCUGCGUGGCAAUGUCCGAAUACGAUCAAGUCUUGCACGAGGACGAAACGACGAACCGAAUGCAAGAGAGCUUAAAACUGUUCGACUCGAUCUGCAACAACAAAUGGUUUACCGACACCUCGAUUAUCCUCUUCCUGAACAAGAAGGAUCUCUUUGAGGAAAAAAUCCGCAAGUCUCCUCUCACAAUCUGUUUUCCCGAAUACGCUGGUGCGCAGGCGUACAGUGAAGCGGCUGCAUACAUCCAGGCACAGUUCGAAGCGAAGAACAAGUCGACCACGAAGGAGAUUUACUGCCACACGACCUGUGCCACCGACACGAACAACAUUCAAUUUGUGUUCGACGCAGUCACAGACGUCAUUAUCGCCAAUAAUCUGCGCGGCUGCGGUCUCUACUAGGCUAAUUCUGUAUUCUACGUUAAGCGCAAACGGAGGAGGAAAACGUUACCCACGACAUGGCUGGCCGGACGAUAUUCUUCAAUGGGUUUGUGGCUCGUCUCGGUUCUACUCCGACGCGAGAAAGAGAGAAGGAGAGCGGAAGAGAAAGAGAGAGGAAGACGACCCCUUUCAUUAUCAACGCAGAAGCGUAGCAAAACGUUUAGUUUGUCUUGUCUUAUACUAAUGAAUCUGAGAAGCCGACAAUCGUUCGUGAUGUCGGUUGGAGAAACAGCACGCUCCUUGACGAAGGCAGCGAGAAAGAACGAUCGAUUGCGGGAGAGAAACGCGUGCUCUACGAACGAGACGGUGGGCCAUCGUUGGCUCCGAUCCUCGGAGAGGAUAGAUGUCGUUUUCGCAGAAAACGAAAUCGAAAGCGAUCGAUGACGAUUUCGCAGGUGAUAUCACGACCUUAGUAUAUGUGGCGAAAAAAUGAAAGGGAUCUUAGUUAAUCGUGCUUGCAUCCGAUCGUCGACGGUGACGAAAACUGUCGGAUCCUGUACAAAAUUGAGAGGGUCGCGGACCGUUUAAUCGAAGCUGGCCAUUGAUGUUAAGAAUCGUCGAGGCUCGUGCACAUUUUGUACCGCGAUUUUCAGCUUCGUUCUCGUUUCGCUAUAGAAACGCUCGAGCAUUCCAUGACGCUCCACGCGGAGGAAGAGAGGAAGAGUCACGCGUGCACGCCGCGCAUACCAGUCGAAACCUUUUCCCACAAUUUUCGCACACAGAUUUUACUAAGCGCACUCGAAGUUCGGUUUAUAUAUACACAUAUACACGUUCAUAUAUUCUCUUAUGUCUCUCCUUUCCAUUGAGGAACAAAUUCGCACGCGAUCGAACGUAUCUCUCGAGAGUGUUGACAUGCGUUUUCCCAGAUUUGCAUUUUGAUAAACGGAGAGCGAUUAAAGGACAACGCGGCAAAUUUUGUAAGAGAGAGCAACGCGCGAUGUCGAUAUCGCGAAGUAUCUCCAAGCUCAGUUGAUUACUUCUCGUAAUAUAACGGUUAGAUCCUUUUAUUUUUAUUUUAUGUCAUUUCUAUACGUCAUGCAAUUAUUACGCAGUUAAUACGACGACUACGUAUACGGGAUAUUCCUAGGCACAGGAACAUUACAGCCACAAAUGUCGAUCCAUACGCACAUACACGCGCAUAAAUUAUUUUUCACGAUGGAGCAAUUUAUUCCCUUCGUUAACGAUCGUCGACAGAGUGUCAUGUACAGUAUACUUUUAGCGUACGUACACGAAUUCCAAGUAUAUGUAAGAACGUGUCGACCCUUGAAAUCAUCGCGACUCUGAAAUCAUUCGUUCGUACGGUGAAAUUUCCCGGUAGGAGUAUUAGGGAAAUAAAAAGUCACGCGAUUUCUACGCGCGGGAUAAUCCGCAUUAUCUUACUCGCGGAUAUCGAGGGAAAAAAUUUUGCGAAAUAACGAGACUUCUUACGAUUAAAAAUGAUUGUCGCUAGUUUACUGACAGUGAAUCCAAGAUUUUCACGUGGACGCUCCGUGCGUUCGAGCAGGGACACACGUAUGCACGUACCUGUGUGUACACAAUUUCUGAAACAUCCUGCGCAUACGCGUAUGCGGCGCUGCAGCGAUUCGCGGGAAUCCUAAGAGUGUAUUUUUCUAAGUGCUUCGUUUUUCUUCCUUUCCGUUUUCUUUUUCCUAUGGGGCGUACCGACAAUACUGAUAGUUAAGUUCAGUGUACGAAAAGAAAGGGAUGGGCGAGGAAAAGUGUACGAGAGCAUGCACACACGGGACCUCACAUUUAGGCGCGUGCACCAACACGUACGUUUCCGGGACAGGACAAGUAAAAAUCUCGUUGCGCACAAUCGUACUGUACUCGGCGCUAUCUCGCAUAAGUUAUAUUUUAUUACACGGUAACUGUUGGAGGAGACACCGGCGAGGGAAAAUGAGCCAUCGAUGAUGAGCAUCGUCACGUUUCGAUACUCUGAUUGCUUUCUCGUCAGAAAAGGAGAAGCUGAACGGACGAUGGGAAUAGGCAUAGUGCAGAGAAGUAACUGCAUAUGGGGCCUACGCAUAAAGAUUGUCAUAAUUGUUUUUGACAGUGUCGUAAGUUAACGUACAAUGAUCGACAUACGUCGAUCAAACGGCAUACGUUGAAAAUAAUUAUGCUAAAUCUUUGUACGUUGUCUUAUGAUUCUAUUGGAAAUACGGAAAAAAAAGAUUUAUUAAAACAACUAAAAGCUUCAUUGAUUCAGCAAAUCUACGGUCGCGUAAUAUACAUACAACCAGUUUUCUAUGUUAAAGUAGCAAAGUUGUACUAUUAAAUAAAAUUAGCGAUUAUAGAUAAUCAUAUUUGUUGUAAUAGCACAACAAACUUGUUAAAAAAAAAAAAAAAUACAGGAAAGAUAACUUUCCUUGAAAAUCGAUCCAAUAUAUACACCAAAGUUUUUUACAAAACGUGCUAGCUAAGCUGGCGCAUACUUUUGCUACUGUAAUGAAGGAAACUUGUUACAUUAACAGUGUUCAUUGUAGUAAAGAAUUAGCUGUAUUAGCACACUGAUAAUUACAGGCAUGAUUUCUUUAUUGACUCGUCAAAUCUUCUUAGAUGUUGAACUCGUGCAACAAGCUAUAGUUUUGCUGAACCAUUUAAUCAAUUUUUUUUUCCAUCAACAGUUAUGGUAAAUAUUAUGAUUUUUGUACUCAGGCCCUAUGUCGGGAUCAGGACGAGAAGUCGAUCGUUAGAGAUAUCAGAGAUCCCGUUUUGUCAUCCGACAGUGAUCCUGACUGAGAUCAAUAUAAAAAUCCGUGGAGUAAAAAGACGAUGACAGAUUAGCCGAAAAGGGUGGAUGGAAAACGCGAAUACGACUGCAUGAUAUAUCGAGGGCUGACGAAUGCAAUUGAAGCAAGGCUCGAAAAUAUCGGCCGCUGAUACUUGUGCUCGUCUGAUACUUGAAGAAAGACGCAUUCUCAAAUGCUUGAACGAUACUUGAACGAUACAAUCGUUGAAAGAUAUUUCUGAGAUAAUUUUUAGAUCUUACAGGAGAGUUCAUACUGUAUACUCUCUUCAGAAGUAUUUUGUACCGUUAGUAUCGCUCGCGUGGACCACGAACCGCCAUAAUUUAUAGCAAUGUGACGAAGUAUCGAUACUUUAGAAACGAGCCUCGAGUGUGGCAGCAAUGCUAUUUAUUAGCGAUCUUAAAUUAUUUGAUCUUUAAUCUUUUCAAGUAUCAGACGAUAUUCGACGCUUCUAAGCUACGUUAAUAGUAGUCAAGUAGUCGAUGGCAUUUGGGGCGUCAUCAGUGAGACGAGUGACGAGUUAAUUGUACUUUGUGACUUUAGCUAAAGUGACUUAGAUAAAGUAUUUAUACGGAAAACCAAAAAGAUGAAAUAUGUGUAAGAAGUCUCAAACGUACCAAAUAGCGCGUGCCAAUGCGCAUGAUUUAAAUUUUAAUCUAGCUACGUUAGGGUAUCGUGGGGCUCAGUAAAUUGCGCUUUCUGUCGAGAGAGUGAUUGGACACGAUAGGAUUGGCGUUGUUGGUUGUUGUCGCAAGAUACGCGGAUUCGACCGAUCAUGAACAUCAGUUUCUAGCGUUGGUAGAGAGAAGGAUUAUUUUAAGUUUAAAAAUUAUCGUAUUAACUACUGCGCUAAUAAAUUUAGCUAUUGUAACUGUUCGAAGAGGAUCAACUGUGCGACCGAGACUUCGAUCGAUUCAUUAGAGGAGGUAGAUCGCUGUCAAUUGCGAUGUCGGUCGAAUCUGGCUAUUCGCGCGCGACUUGAUUGUUUAUGACUAUGUUGUUACCGUACUGAUAAGGGAACAUGUUACAUUGCAAAAGUGAUAUAAAAAAAACUAAUGUUAUCAAAGUUCAUAUUUGAAUUAAAUACUCUAGAUGGUCAAAUCUUGGGAUCGUAUGGAUUCUGUAUCCGACUUGGGCUGAAACAUGUUUGGCCAUAUUAACUUAGAUACAAAAUAUUUUGAGCAAUGCAUUUUCAAAUUUCAAAUAAAAAUUGUAACGUUUGAAGAGUAUCAUCAAUUGAGCUAUUUAGAUUUUGGGUUCAGGAGCUUAUUAGGUUCAAGUGGGUUCAAAAUUUAAGUAACUCAUCUGAUGGUCCUCUUGAAAUUAUACAAAUUUUAUUUAAAAUAUUUUUUUAAUAUAUUGUUUUCGAGAUAUUUUGUAUCCAAGUUACAAUAACCAAAUAUGUUCCAAAUUAAGUCAGGUAUAAAAUCCACAGAAUUCAAGAUUUGAUCAACUAGAAUAUCUAUUUCAAACGUGAUCUUUUGAUAAUAUUGGUUUUUUAUAUUUUUUUGUGAAAAAAAAUGCAAUGCAGCAUGUUCCCUUGUGAGAAAAAUGAUUCUGAUUAAACACAAAUGUCAUUCUUUUUGGGUCUUUUUCUUGAUUCAAUCAGAAUAUUUUUCUCACUGCGCAUAUGCAUAAAUACGGUGGACACGUAAAAUUGGGAAAGCGAAACAAGAAAUAAAAUCGAGUAAAAAAAAAAAAUGUCUGGGAGACGUCUCGUCUGACGAGAGCCAAAGAUUCAUCUCUUAACAUUGCUCGAUUCGUACUGAUUUCACACGAAUCUAAGAUUUAGUGAGAGAUCGAACAACCCGCGGUGUAACGUAACUAAAUCGAAAUCAUGCGUGAAGAUGAUCGUUUUUCGGCUCUAGUCAAUCUAUCGAGGAGCUCGUCAACGACACAUGUCGGUGAAAUUGUUUCACCGAGAAUAUAUUUAGGAGAGAGGGAGGUCUGGGAGGGAGGAGAGUUCGCACGCGUUAAUUUAAGUGAAAUGUUCGUAGAUAUCAAGUACGGGGGUCGUGAACAGGAAUAUAUGAGAGUAUAUUUGUAAGUCUACCGAUUUACUGCGUUGCUAGCUUGUACAUGAUUCAGCAUUAAGAAGCGAUAUACGCGAUGUUUCUGUAUGCAAGAUGCAUGUUUCCUUGAUGAGUGCUUAGACGAGAUACUUAGGCGAAACGGACGGUUGUACGCGAGCGAAUGGUUUGCGAUAAACUAAUAGAAACACAGUACCGUUGCGAGUUCGAGACAGGAAGUGGCGGUCAUGAAUACUAGCUUCUUUCGG